Messenger RNA from Triticum aestivum (bread wheat), 1046 nucleotides. RefSeq lists its product as uncharacterized. Bases 240 to 1046 code for a protein of 268 amino acids. NCBI's taxonomy places the organism in Eukaryota, Viridiplantae, Streptophyta, Magnoliopsida, Poales, Poaceae. The transcript has 2 exons. The record is from RefSeq and is a predicted model, not a curated record.
CCCAUCUCGCAGACGAACCCUAAACCUAGCAGCGGCGGCGGCGGCGGCGAAUCCCUCAUGGGCUGCGGCGGCGGCGGUUGCGGCGGCCGGCGGUGAGGCGGAACUACGGCGGCGCGGCGGCGGGGCCUGUGAGGCGCGGCGGUGGCUGGCUGGCUGGGCACGGGAGCGAUGGCAGCGGCGAUUUAGGCGACGGCGGCCUUGACCCACGACAAGGAGCUCGAUUGCCGGAGGCCAGUCAAAUGGAUCCUGGAGACGUGCUAUUCAUCAGAUUUCAUUUUGAAGGCCAGUUUUUGAAUGAUGGGAAAACACUUGAAUAUAGUGGGGGAAAAGAGGCCAUGUCAUUUGUUUAUCGCAAGAACUUCUGUUUUUUUGAUCUGGUUCAGAGUUUUGGUAUGCACUGCCAAACAAAGGAUGACAAGAUGUUUCAUUGGUUAUAUCCUGGAAAAGAGAUGGUUUGUGGUCUGAAAAUGGUUGCUUUAGACAUAGAUUGCAAGCAGAUUAGAGAUUGUGUUGCUGUUGGAAGUAUAGCUGAAAUAUAUGUGGAGCUAUAUCCAAAUUCUGAAAACGACGAACACGACAGGGAUCCAGGCAGAGAUGUUGAGCUUCUGAUGGGUCCGAAUGCUAGUAGUGAAUCAGAGGGAGCUGCAGAUCAUUUUGUCGCAUUGGCUACUUGUCCACCUGCGGACAAUGAUUGUGUUGCAAUUAGUAACUCAAAAGAGCCUGAAGAGGAAAAUUCAGAUGCUGCAAAUGAAAAUUCAGAAGAAGAUGAAGACGAGGAUAGCAGCGAGAGUGAUUACUGCCCUGAUGAUGACAUCAUUUCCGAUGAAGAUGAAGAGGCUGUCGAGAUCAACAAGAAAUAUAAAGAGUAUAAGGCAAAGAUGAAGGCUGGACAACUAGAGCACCUUGAUGAUGCUAUGCUGGAUGGUGGGCCUGCAAUAGGGUCAUCAAAUAAGGUGGGGGAGGAAAAUGAUGGAAAUGGUACUGCAUAUGAAGAUAGCUCUGAUUUUAUGAUUCUUUCGAUGAGAUUGGCAGUGAUGGUGAAGUAA